AUGUCGCCGCUCUUAGUCGUGAUACUUGUGCUCCUCGUGACGUAUAAACUAUACAGAUUUGCUUACAAUAAACCGCCUAAUACACCUCCAGGUAUUAUCAGAAUUCCAAUAGGAGGAUCUUACUGGAUGUUAUUGUGGGGAAAUUAUAAAUUUCCACACUUAACUAUUGACUAUUACGUGAAGAAACUGAAGUCAAAGGUUAUCAGCUGCUACAUGGGUGAUUAUUUUACAGUAAUAGUUAACGAUUACGACAGCAUAAAAGAAGUACUCACAAGAGAUGAAUUUAGUGCGCGAAUUACAAAUGCGGAAUUUAUAAUGGAUCGAGCUUUCGGAAAGGAAUUAGGUAUAUUUUUCAUCGACGGCGAAAAAUGGCAAGAACAAAGAAGAUUCGCUCUUCGCCACAUGCGCGAUUUUGGAUUCGGUCGACGCCAGGAGAAGCUCGAGAGCGAGAUUAUGGACGAGAUGUCCCUAUUCCUCGAAAUACUCAAGAGCGGACCCGCUUACGAUGGAGAGAAGGAAAUUCUAAAGGGUAACUUGGCGCUCUUCCCGGACAUUCUGUACGCACCGGCGGGUAACAACAUAUGGAAUAUUAUGUUUGGUCACAGAUUUAACAGAAGCGAGCACGAUGUCCCGCGACGUCUCUGUCGUGCGGCUGUAAUGCUGCAAAGAGCAAACGACACGACCGGCGGGGCGAUUUUUCAGCGACCAUUCUUGAAACACUUUGGUAAUAUGUUUGGCUACAAAAACCACAUGAAGGCAAGCAACAUAUUGACAGACAUUAUCAGGAAAUAUAUAGAGUACCAAAAACCUACGCUCACCGAGACUGACGACCGGGGAUUUGUCGAUAGAUAUCUAAAGAAAUUGAAGGAGGAGAAUAAGUUAGAUAGUUUCACGGAGGAACAAUUAAUCAUUUUGUUAAUUGAUAUGAUGUUUCCCGCUUUCUCUGCGGUACCAAGCACUAUUACACAUGUUAUCAAGUACUUGAUGCACCAUCCCAGAGUUAUGGACAAAUUACAAAAUGAGAUAGAUAAUGUUGUCGGGACUGGACGACUGGUCACGUGGGAAGAUAGAAAACAUUUGCCCUAUGUGGAGGCGACAAUACGAGAAACAAUGAGACUUGAAACAGCCACACCUCUUAGCGUAAUUCACAGGUGUAAGCAAAAAACCACAUUAGGAGGCUACGAGAUACCGGCGAACACACCAGUUUACACUAACUUGGCGGCGAUGCAUCAUGAUCCCGACUUAUGGGACGAGCCUGAAAUUUUCAGACCGGAAAGAUUUCUGAAGGUCGACGGUCAAUUAGGCAAAGAUAUUUCACUCCCCUUUGGUGCCGGUCAUCGGCUGUGCGCAGGAGAAACUUUUGCCAGAUUCACCUUGUUCGGGACAUUGGCUCUUCUGUUACAGAAUUUUAACUUCUUCUUCGUUGAGGGUGAGCCGUCAAGCCUUCAAGAUAAGCUGCCGGGCUUGAUCGUCACUCCCAAAGAGCUGUGGAUACGCUUAGAAUUGCGUUAAUAUUCGUUAUUUUCUCGAUAAUAAGCAAUCUCAAAUAAGUAUAAGUAAAAUAGGCACAUCACGUCCUGUCCUUUUGUGUCAAUUAGUGCGCAAAUUAGAAGUUAUUACAUAACACCAAUACGGAAAACAUGUAUAUCAUGCAUUUGAUAACAGACAAAAUUUCUUUGAUAAAAAUAUAAUGACAUGUUUCUUGGUAAA
Temnothorax curvispinosus is the source of this 1710-nucleotide messenger RNA. RefSeq names its product probable cytochrome P450 304a1. The transcript has 7 exons. The record is from RefSeq and is a predicted model, not a curated record. The coding region runs from base 1 to 1512 and encodes 503 amino acids. Gene Ontology annotation, molecular function: heme binding; monooxygenase activity; oxidoreductase activity, acting on paired donors, with incorporation or reduction of molecular oxygen. NCBI's taxonomy places the organism in Eukaryota, Metazoa, Arthropoda, Insecta, Hymenoptera, Formicidae.